Molecule: messenger RNA, 942 nt
Organism: Eufriesea mexicana
Lineage: Eukaryota; Metazoa; Arthropoda; Insecta; Hymenoptera; Apidae
Product: guanine nucleotide-binding protein subunit beta-like protein 1
Exons: 4
Coding region: 1-942 (313 amino acids)
Molecular function (GO): protein binding
Source: RefSeq, a predicted model, not a curated record
AUGGCAAUACUUCCUCCGGAUCCAAAAUAUCUUUUUCGCGGUGAAAUGGGUUGUAUACACUGUAUUCUUUUCCAAAUAACAUCUAACAUAGAACAUCUUUAUGCAGGCACUGCUAAAGGCAAUGUUCACAUUUGGGAUUUAAAUACAAAUAGAGAACUAUGUCGAAUUACAUCAGAACAGGAUUCUUGCUUAAAUUUACAAAGUUUAAAUAAUAACUUGUUUGUACAACAUAAAUCUGGUUUAAUAAAAGUAUAUAAAAAAACAGAAUCUCAAUGGACUAUGCAUAAAUUCAUUAAUAUAGAUUUUUAUCACUAUUGCAGGUUUCAAGUAUUUUCUGAAAAUGAAAUAUGUUUACCACUUAAAGAAUCCAGUGUUGGAAUAUUAUCUACGAAUAAUUUUAACAUAGAAUUGAAAUUGAAUUCUCCAGAUUUUAAAAAUCUGGGAGAAGUAAUGACUAUUAAACCACUGAAAAAUGAAAAACUAGUUUUGGUUGGUUAUGAAGCAGGAAAAUUAAUCCUAUGGGAUAUUCGACAAUGUAGAAUAUUAAAUUGUCUAACAAUAGAAACAUGUCCAAUGGCAUUAGAUUUUGAUACUACUUUAUUGAAAGGUGCUGUUGCAGGUCCUACUAAUAAUAUACAGAUAUUUAAUUUAUCAGUUAAUCAUUUAUUGCAAAAUAAGAAUAAAAUAACUCUGAUAAAUCCUGGCACUUCUGUAAUAACAAUUAGAUCUGAUGCUAAAAUAAUGGCAGUUGGAGGAUGGGAUAGUCGAGUUAGAAUAUUUUCUUGGAAAAGUUUAAAACCAUUAGCUGUUUUAAAUCAACAUAAAGAUACUGUACAUGAUAUUAGUUAUUCUACACAAAGAAUAAAAGCAUAUGAUAACAAAUUUAUAAUGGCUACAGCUGCAAAAGAUGGAUACAUAGCAUUAUGGGAUAUUUAUAAUUAA